Messenger RNA from Cladocopium goreaui, 1040 nucleotides. The record is from the annotation of a GenBank genome assembly. Lineage: Eukaryota; Dinophyceae; Suessiales; Symbiodiniaceae.
UACCUGCAAAACUAGCACUGGCAUCAUUGGCAUCAUGGCCACUCAGAAGCCGCUGAACUUUUACAUUUUCGGCAGUCCAGUGACGAUGUCACCAUCGCCGGACAUACAUGGUACUGGCUUCAGGGUCAACGGAAGUCCACACAGAUACAGUCGCUUUGAUACGCUUGAUGUUGAAGAGGUUUUCAAACAAUUGAAGUUGGAUGAUUGUGGCGGGGGCUCUGUCACAAUUCCUCACAAGGAAUCAAUAAAGAAGUACAUGGAUGAGUUGACGGAGUCGGCUCGAAUCAUCGGGGCCGUCAACACAGUGACAAAGAAGAAGGGGCAGUUUUUCGGAGACAACACUGAUUGGAUUGGAAUCAAGAAUCAGGUGGAAAUGCGAAUGGGACAACAAGGUCGUGGGGCAAGACUUUGUGGUUUGUUGUGUGGAGCGGGUGGCACUGCUCGUGCAGCAGCUUAUGCAUUGAAGCAGAUGGGUGCCACAAGGGUUCUCAUUUUCAACCGGACGGUAUUGCGUGCCCAAGAACUCGCUGCCGAGUUUGGUUUUGAGGCCUGCGACGAUCUUGGCGCAUUGACAUCGCUGGAUCACUUGCAUGUGGUGAUCAACACCCUGCCUGGCAGCUCUGAUUUUUUGCUGCCAGAUGCUGCAGCUUCCGUACUACGGAGGUGUCGGCCUGUCGUUCUGGAAGCUGCAUACAUUCCGAGAAGGACAGCUUUCUUGAGUCAAGCUUUGUCGGCAGGCUGCGAGGUUGUUGAAGGCAUCGAAAUGCUUUUUGAGCAAGGCUGUGCUCAGUGCGAGAUUUGGACAAACAAACCCGCUCCUCGUUCGGAGAUUGCAGAGGCAUUGCUGCAGGCUCUCUUUACCGCUGGUUCUGAACAUCCUGCCCAUGCCAAAAUGGUGCCCUAUUCCGACUUGCCAAAGUCUCUUGUUGCGGAGGCGCAGAGGAGACCUGGUGUUGGUGCAACGACUGUCUGCUGCACUCCGGUCAGAUAUCUUGGGAAACUCAGUGGUUGGAUUUGCGGCCACUAACUCUCGCGAGUAC